UUGUUACAUGUAUAUAGGGGCGGAACACAGUAGAACAAAGCGUCAGAGAUUUCAUUUACUUUUUAAUUGGACAAACAGUCUUGAUUGUCUGCGUAAUCAUGAAUGUAUGGGGGAAUGUACUGGUGAUUUUAUACUUCGAAUCUCUAUACGGAUUCGUCGAGAGUGCAAUUGACUACGACGAGAGAGAAGCAUGCUCUCGAGGCGGCUUUGUUCGGUUAGAAGACUCCUUCCAAGGUACAAUCAAAAGCCCCUCUUUCCCGACCCAGCUCAGACAAGGCGAUUCGCGCACAAUCGAAUGCACGUGGCUAAUCCCUUUGUUGCCAGGGCAACGACUCAGCAUUACCUUUGACUAUUACAGUCUUCAGUCUACAUUUAACUGUGCAAUGAGUCAUUUAUAUAUCCUGGUCAAAGAAGGAUACAGGCAGUUCCAGCUCCUUAAUGUGUGUCACGAAAAUGUCGUGAAGUCUGGAAAACGGUUAGAGUACCGAGGCAAGACACCUCUGCCAUCCACCAUUUUGGUAAUUUUUCGCACACAAAGAAACGUAACAUCCCGUGAGAAGUUCGGAUUUUCAUUUCAAUAUAAAAUAUUCGUACCCUGCACACCACUGCUAUCUCCAACAAAUGGACGACUUAGUGUACACAAUUCUACUGCAACACUGGUCUGUGAUGACGGCUAUGUUUUGAAGCAAGGGGAAGGAAAUACAACAAUUCAGACAAUAACAUGCCAACACACAGGCCUUUGGAGCGAGGCAUUAGACGAAUGCAUCAGAAGCACCGGGAAAUCUGGACAUUCCUUAGGACAUAGCUCUAUAACACCCAGUGUAUACCGGAGCGUCUCGACGGCCCCUGUGAGUAGUAUUGCCAAUGCAUCAACAACUAGAUCUCCAGAUGUAUCACAUUCUUCAACUGGUCAUUCCUCUGCCACACUGCCCAAUGUAACAGUGUCAGCCUUCACUGUUGUUGCCGGGGAUAAUGAUUCCAAUACGACAACUACAACUGUGGUGAUUCAGUCCAAACAGCCAGCGACAUCAACAGCCACAGCACGCACAACUGGAAGAGAUACAGUCGUUGUGCUGGUCGUAGUAGUAGCCGUACUGGUGAGCAUUUUAGUUACAGUGGCGACCGCUUACAAGCUGUCUAAAAGGUUUUCCAAACGAUGCUUCUCGCACAGGCAGGAAGGAAACGCAAGGGAAAUGACAGGGUAUUCAAAUUUUUCAAACAUUGACGUAAUUCAAGAAUGCGGAGGAUCCCCCUGCGAUACAAAAGACAAAGUUAUCACUGAGAACUCCACAUUGCCGAACACGUAUACGAUAGAGUCACGUUCAGAAUAACUCGAUUUGUUAUCUACUACGUAAAAUCUGCAUCGUACAUCAAGGUUGUCAGACCCAGUUCUUAACUAACAAAUGUUUUGAUUGGGAGGCGACUGCAAUCAGUCGAUGCACACCAUUUUAAUGUGAAAACAUAUCAUCAACAAUC
Lingula anatina is the source of this 1476-nucleotide messenger RNA. RefSeq lists its product as uncharacterized. The record is from RefSeq and is a predicted model, not a curated record. Lineage: Eukaryota; Metazoa; Brachiopoda; Lingulata; Lingulida; Lingulidae.